Molecule: messenger RNA, 1992 nt
Organism: Marasmius oreades (fairy-ring Marasmius)
Lineage: Eukaryota; Fungi; Basidiomycota; Agaricomycetes; Agaricales; Marasmiaceae
Exons: 4
Coding region: 1-1992 (663 amino acids)
Source: RefSeq, a predicted model, not a curated record
AUGUACCACGUCUAUUCUCUACCUCCUGAACUUUUACAGAAUCUCACUUCUAGGAACCUUCUCUUAUCGUCUCAAGUAGAACCCGAAGUAUUCAACGAGCCUCCUUCCGUAACCGCGACCACCAACGUGGGCCCCAGAACUUGCAAUGUCUGCUUAGGAAUCUCUUUUGUCGAUGUUGAUCAACAGCGAGCACAUUUUCGAUCAGAUUGGCAUCGAUACAACGUUAAAGCCAGGCUAAACGGUGGAAAACCAGUCAAUGAACAAGACUUCACACAACUCUUAGAUGGUGAGGGACCAGUCGAAUUGUUUUAUACACGACGUAAAUUAAUGAAGAGAUGUCAUUCCCCAAAAGCCCUUGAGGACUCUAUUUCUGGCUCAGAAUCAUCAGACGAAUCAGACGGUUCUUCUGACUUAGACACCAUCGCAGCCUUGAUUAACAAACAACGAAAGACACAGCCUGAAUCCCCUACAGCUUCCAAUGGCCCCACCAUUCCCCAGAUGCCUGUUGCCUGGUUUCAUUCACCUCCGGAUACUCAGAUUGGCGUGUAUCGAACCUUAUUUCCCCUAGGCACACCCCAAGUUUCCUACGUUGCAGCUUUACACGAUCUCCAGAAGAAGACCCCCGGCGGUCGGAAAUGGGCGAUGUUCAUGGUCGCCGGUGGACACUUUGCUGGUGCAGUGAUCAGCGUGAGCAAGCCCGAAGGAGAAGAGGGAGAGGAGAAGAAUACUCGUUCGAGAAAGCCCAAAGCGCAGAAACCUGAUAAUGAAGUACUGGUGCAUAAAACCUUUCAUCGAUACACAACAAGGCGAAAGCAAGGAGGCUCACAGUCUGCGAACGAUAACGCGAAGGGUCCCGCAAAAAGUGCCGGUGCACUCCUGCGUCGGUACGGUGAACAAGCCUUGCGCGAUGACAUUCGAAAUCUCAUUGAAACGUGGUCGGAUGAAAUCAAUGACUGCGAGUUGAUUUUCAUUCGUGCAAGCGUAUCGAAUCGCAAGAUAUUCCUGGACUACGAUGGUUGUGUCAUCUCAAAGGGUGACAGCCGUCUCCGAACUAUCCCCUUUCCGACUCGCAGACCUACGCAAUCGGAAAUCACCAGAUGCCUCAAGGAGUUGACGAUUGCCAAAAUUUCACAUCUUACUGAGGACGCCCUGCGUGCUCAAGACGACGCAUAUCUCGCGUCAUUACCAAAGCCCAAACCGGCACCUUCUAUUGUAAACGCCCCGCCAGAGCGACCCAAAGCGCCCCAAUUACCUAAGCUCACGAAAGAGGAAGAACAAUUGAGGGAACGAUGGGGCCGCCUUCUGGAAAUGGUCAUCAAAGGUCGACUGGAAUCGUUGAAGUCGUUCUGGGUCCGCGAUGGUACCCAUCUCGGUGAUGAUGAAGGUUCGAUCGAUAUUCAAAUACCUGACUGGGCAGACACUACCAGCAACGAGAAGCCCAGAACACUUCUCCAGCUUGCUUCGCAUGCAGGGCAAGAUGCUGUCGUGGCAUGGCUCUUGGAAGAGAUGCACGCCGACCCUACGAUUAGCGUGUUGUCGCCUCUUGAUGCAGGAGACGAUGAGGAGAGUUUCAAAUCGAAACUAGUGGCUUAUGAUCUGUCGCGAAACAAACUUACGCGAGACGCUUUCCGUCGAUCUGCUGCUGCUCACCCCGAUUGGUGGGAUUGGUUUGGAAAGGGGCAUCUACCAAGUGCGCUGCAUAGGGAAAUGGAGGACGAGCGAGACGAAAAGAAGAAAGCUCGGAGAAAAGGGCUGAAAGAUCGAGUCAAGGAACGUGAGUCACAAGAGAAGGAGAAGACUAAAGAACUUGAGGUUGUGCAGACGGAAAUAUCACUACCACCUCCCGCUACGACAGGACCCACAAGGCUUGGCGGAAAUGCAGGAGAUGCGCAAGGAUUGGCGGGAUUGACUCCAGUGAUGAGAGCAAAGAUAGAGAGAGAGAGAAGGGCGAGAGCUGCUGAAGCUCGACUGGGGAAGUUGAGUGGUUCGUGA